GUAAUAGUAACAACAACAACAACAACAACACAUCCGGUUCCAAGAAAGAGGAAUAUUAAUUGUGUAUUUUUUUUCCUUUUGCAGAACUCCCAUUGACUUUAACGCCUUCUGCAGAAGCCCAGAUGGUGCAGUCGCUGGGCUUUGCGAUCUACCGGGCCUUGGACUGGGGCCUGGACGAGAACGAGGAGCGGGAGCUCAGCCCCGACCUGGAGCGCCUCAUUGACCUGAUGGUCAACAGCGACUCGGAGGAGAGCAGCUGCGGCACGGCGGACGAAGGCUAUGGCGGCCAAGAUGAGGAGGACGAGGAGGAGGAAGAGGCGGCGGCGGCGGCCAGGGGGGCCCUGCGCGCCGUGCGCACCUUCCGCCAGGUCAUGCGGCUCUGCGCAUCGAGGCUCAGCCAGCCCCAAGAGGCCCAGGCGCACUACCAGGCGGUCUGCCGGGCCCUGUUCCUGGAGACGGUGGAGCUGAAGGCCUUCUUGGCCAAGAUCCAGGAGACCAAGGAGAUGUUGACGAAACUGAAGAAUGAAGACGAGGAGCUGAGAGACCGGUCAGUUGCAGACCUGGACAACCUGAGGAACACCGACUGGGCCCGGCUCUGGGUCCAGCUCAUGCGGGAGCUGCGCAACGGGGUCAAGCUCAAGAAGGUCCAGGAGAAGCAGUUCGACCCCUUGCCCACCGAGUACCAGCUGACCCCCUUCGAGAUGCUGAUGCAGGACAUCCGGGCUCGGAACUACAAGCUCCGCAAGGUCAUGGUGGAUGGGGACAUCCCUCCGCGGGUGAAGAAAGAUGCUCAUGCGCUCAUCCUUGACUUCAUAAGAUCCCGGCCGCCCUUGAGACAGGCUUCGGAGCGGCGGCUGCGGCCGAUUCCUCAGAGGCAACGGACGCUGCAUGAAAAGAUUUUGGAGGAGAUCAAGCAGGAGAGGAAGCUUCGGCCGGUUGAAGAGCGCUUCCAGAACCAGAAAGGGUUCGGAUCCGUGCCUUGCCUGGUGAAGGCCUGCUCCGGUGACGCCAAGUCCACCUCCUGCAUCAACCUCUCCGCCUCGGACUCGGGGACCCCGGUCCAGCAGCGCCAAAGACCCCGGAUCCUGCUGAAGGCCCCGACGCUGGCCGAGAUGGAGGAGAUGCUCACCUCCGAAGAGGAGGACUCUCCCGGGUCGGAGGCUUUGCAAGGUCUGGGGCUGAAGCGCGACCGCUCUUUUUCGGAGCAGGACCUGGCCCAGUUCCAGAGCGAGAGCCAGAGCAAUGCGCCGGAUGCCGAGAACGACGGAUACAGCGGGUCCGAACCCAGGCCCCGCUCAGGUACCCCCUCCGAUGCAUGGACCAGAAUCCAGAACCCGGGAUCCGUCCCGGCCAGUUACCACCCGGUGGUCCCUUGCGGCUCCAGCCCCUUCCCGGCCAAGCAGGGCUUCCUCAGCUCCGUGGAUGAAAAGUCCGAGGCCGGAUCGGGACCCCCUCCUCUGGAGUCCAGCAUGAAAUACUUGUGGCUGCAAGAGUUCAGCCACCCGGUGGAGAGCUUGGCCCUGACCGUGGAGGAGAUGGUCAAUGUCCGGCGGGUGCUGGUCAAGGCCGAGAUGGAGAAGUUCCAGCAAAGCAAGGAGCUCUACAGCAGCAUGAAGAAGGGCAAGAUCUGUUGCUGCUGCAAGACCAAGUUUGCCCUCUUCUCCUGGCCGCCCACCUGCCUCUUCUGCAAAAGGUCUGUCUGUGGUUCUUGCAGCCUGAAGAUCAAGAUGCCUUCCAAGAAGCUGGCCCACAUCCCGGUCUAUGCCUUGGGCUUCGAGACCCUGCCGGGCUCAUUGGGGCCCAAGGCACCCCCUUUCCGGAAGAAGGAGACCUUCCACCCCUUGCAGGGCACCCGCUGGCGGAGCGUGGAGGAGGAGUUCCCCUACAUCUACGCCCACGGCUCGGUGCUCAAGGACGUCUGCUCCGACUGCUCCGGCUUCGUCACGGACGUGGUCAGCUCCAGCCGCAAGAGCGUGGACAUCCUCAACACCGCCACGCCCGACCGGAGGAGCCGCAAGACCCAGUCCCUCUACAUCUCCUCCAGCUAGGCCCCCGACACCAUGGCCCCCAUCGUCCCCAAGCCUUUGGGUCACAAGCUGCACCGAAAGAGGAGCUGGAGAGGAAGCGCCAACGUCUCUGCUUUCUUGCAUCCACUCCGACACCCAUCGUCCCCGUCUCUGCCUGUGCUGUGUCUCCAAUGCACCAGAGAGGGAAAGGAGUCAAAUUCUUUUUUGGGUUCGGAAAGGAAGCCUCAACCUCUCCGCUUUCUAUCUUCCUUGCAUCCACUCCGACACCCAUCAUCCCCACCCGCCUGCAUCUGUGUAUACGUCCGUGUAUAUAUAUACAUAUCUAUAGACACUCUAUAUUUAUUAUCCACGGAUCCACUUGCUCCUGUCUUUCCUCCCUUGCGGCCCAGCCCUCUGCACAUGCUCUAUGGAAAUGGAGAAGACCAAGAAUAGUGUUUUAUGUGUUGUCGAAGGCUUUCAUGGCCGGGAUCACAGGGUUGUUGUAUGUCUUUCGGGCUGUGUGGCCAUGUUCCAGAAGCAUUCUCUCCUGACGUUUCGCCCACAUCUAUGGCAGGCAUCCUCUCAGGCCCUUUAUGUUGUAACCGCUUAAGCGGCUGAGAGGGAAAAGGAAAGGGCCUGAGAGGAUGCCUGCCAUAGAUGUGGGCGAAACGUCAGGAGAGAAUGCUUCUGGAACAUGGCCACACAGCCCGAAAGACAUACAACAAUCCAAUAGUGUUUUAAAUGGGCUGCAUUCCUUUCAUUGGCGUAUGGAGAUUCUGGUCAAAUUCCCUUUUCUUCUUCCUUUCCUUCCCUCCCUUGGGCCCCAGCCCUCUGCCCAUGCUCUAUAAAAAUAAACUUUACCCAUGCUUUGGCCAGGUCAGGCUUCAAAGGAAGAAAUUGCUGUUUGUGCCAAUCUACUUGCCCAGCUUCUCGCUGUUUUCGUUGCCUCUGGACUUCAACACAUGCCUUACGGACCCUGAAAUAAUAAUAAUCCACAAUUAGAUGGAAGGAGAAGAUUCCUCCUUGCCUCCCUCUUCCUUAGAAGUCCUCCCAGCAGCCGAUGUUUUAUACGCUGCCUGCACUGUAUAGAAUUGUAAAUAAAAUUGAAAGCGAACCAAA
Anolis carolinensis (green anole) is the source of this 3125-nucleotide messenger RNA. It is a transcript of the gene spire2, whose product is annotated as spire type actin nucleation factor 2. Gene Ontology annotation, cellular component: cytoplasmic vesicle membrane; cell cortex. Gene Ontology annotation, molecular function: actin binding. The record is from RefSeq and is a predicted model, not a curated record. The coding region runs from base 123 to 2048 and encodes 641 amino acids. Gene Ontology annotation, biological process: Golgi vesicle transport; actin filament network formation; actin filament polymerization. NCBI's taxonomy places the organism in Eukaryota, Metazoa, Chordata, Lepidosauria, Squamata, Anolidae. The transcript is spliced from 14 exons.